GCCUUCCCGCCCCGCCUCCGCGGCAAGCCGCUCCCUUCCCACCCCGCCCGCGCCCGCCGCCCGCCUCCCGGGCACGCGCUGCACGAACGGCGCCCGGAGCUGCUCUAGGCAAACACCUGUCCUGCCUUGGCUCCGCGAGAUUUGGGGCGAAAGCUUAGGCAACAGGGGGCACGUUCUCGCGAGGUUUAGGAAAUUUCCCACGGCCGUGUUGUGUCUGAGCCGAGUAGUGGAAGGCGGUGGGAAGGAGGUGUAGCGUGAGACUGGACUGCCCGCAUUAGGUACAUGCGCAGUGCCGCUCGCGCGGGCCGCGCCAAUCCUGCAGCGCCUUCAACAGGUUUCGGGCGGCGAAUUCCAGUUCUCCGGGUUUUGGGGCUCCCUGCGGGAGGCAGUGCUGGAUCUGGGAAUCUCUAGGAAAGGAAAGGGCAAAGGAGGGGAAAGAUGGGGGGCUGCAGGUAGGAGGAGGGGGCGGGGUUCGGGCCCUUCACCCUGCUGUUCCAUGCCCAGUGGGGCCAGGUUUGCCCGGGGGCUUCCGGGAUCAGGCCGCCUGAAGCGCGAUUCGGGCAGCCAGCAGCGUCCUCGGCUGUGCCAGGCCCUCAGGUGGCCCGGUUCCCUGUGCAGUAGUGGUCUCAACACACACCUGGGCUCACACACGGUGGUGGCUGCGAUGGGGUCUUAGAGAGGCCAUGCAGCACGCGAGCGGCAAGAGCUUUGAUCGGGUCCUCUGGCCAGACUCGGAGGUGGGAGAAUGUGGCUCUCAAUUCCAAGGCAGUUUUCCCUUCUGGAAAGAACUACUCCGCGCUCUGGCGUGUGUCUGCGAGGUGGCCAUUAGGGGUGUCUUUGCUAGAGGCCUUGGCUUGACCUCAUUUCACACCCAAGGAGAACGCUAAGGCGAGAGAGCUCAACUGCAGAAGUUUUCCGCUUGAGGAGCUCUGGAAGGGCCUCCUCAUUAGCAUGGGGGGGUGUAACGAAUGAAGACAGUCCCCGACGUGUCACUUGCCCGAACCCCAGACAUCUCUGACGCUCCUGCACCAAACGCCGAGAUUAGCAUAAAGGAGGCGCCCAGGGAACGUUUGAAUGAAUGAAAACAGCUGGGAACCCAGAGUGAGCGGGAAGCCGCUUGGAAAACACCCAUUGAGGAGGUGUUUCAUCUAGGCCUGUGAAACGCAGCCCAUUUUCCCAGGACCCCUCCUCCCUUCUCCUCGGCCCCGCCUCCUGACCCCUCCAUUCCUCGUCCCCGUAGUAAUCCCCUCCAGUUUUCCUCAGUCUCCACGUACGUCCCUCAAGGCGCGUCCCAAAACCCGGAUAACCGGAGCGCUCCCUAUGGACCACACGGAGGGCUCGCCCGCGGAGGAUCCGCCUGCGCAUGCUCCAUCGCCUGGGAAAUUUGGUGAGCGGCCUCCACCUAAACGACUUACUAGGGAAGCUAUGCGAAAUUAUUUAAAAGAGCGAGGGGAUCAAACAGUACUUAUUCUUCAUGCAAAAGUUGCACAGAAGUCAUAUGGAAAUGAAAAAAGGUUUUUUUGCCCACCUCCUUGUGUAUAUCUUAUGGGCAGUGGAUGGAAGAAAAAAAAAGAACAAAUGGAACGCGAUGGUUGUUCUGAACAAGAGUCUCAACCGUGUGCAUUUAUUGGGAUAGGAAAUAGUGACCAAGAAAUGCAGCAGCUAAACUUGGAAGGAAAGAACUAUUGCACAGCCAAAACAUUGUAUAUAUCUGACUCAGACAAGCGAAAGCACUUCAUGUUGUCUGUAAAGAUGUUCUAUGGCAACAGUGAUGACAUUGGUGUGUUCCUCAGCAAGCGGAUAAAAGUCAUCUCCAAACCUUCCAAAAAGAAGCAGUCAUUGAAAAAUGCUGACUUAUGCAUUGCCUCAGGAACAAAGGUGGCUCUGUUUAAUCGACUACGAUCCCAGACAGUUAGUACCAGAUACUUGCAUGUAGAAGGAGGUAAUUUUCAUGCCAGUUCACAGCAGUGGGGAGCCUUUUUUAUUCAUCUCUUGGAUGAUGAUGAAUCAGAAGGAGAAGAAUUCACAGUCCGAGAUGGCUACAUCCAUUAUGGACAAACAGUCAAACUUGUGUGCUCAGUUACUGGCAUGGCACUCCCAAGAUUGAUAAUUAGGAAAGUUGAUAAGCAGACCGCAUUAUUGGAUGCAGAUGAUCCUGUGUCACAACUCCAUAAAUGUGCAUUUUACCUUAAGGAUACAGAAAGAAUGUAUUUGUGCCUUUCUCAAGAAAGAAUAAUUCAAUUUCAGGCCACUCCAUGUCCAAAAGAACCAAAUAAAGAGAUGAUAAAUGAUGGCGCUUCCUGGACAAUCAUUAGCACAGAUAAGGCAGAGUAUACAUUUUAUGAGGGAAUGGGCCCUGUCCUUGCCCCAGUCACGCCUGUGCCUGUGGUAGAGAGCCUUCAGUUGAAUGGCGGUGGGGACGUAGCAAUGCUUGAACUUACAGGACAGAAUUUCACUCCAAAUUUACGAGUGUGGUUUGGGGAUGUAGAAGCUGAAACUAUGUACAGGUGUGGAGAGAGUAUGCUCUGUGUCGUCCCAGACAUUUCUGCAUUCCGAGAAGGUUGGAGAUGGGUCCGGCAACCAGUCCAGGUUCCAGUAACUUUGGUCCGAAAUGAUGGAAUCAUUUAUUCCACCAGCCUUACCUUUACCUACACACCAGAACCAGGGCCGCGGCCACAUUGCAGUGCAGCAGGAGCAAUCCUUCGAGCCAAUUCAAGCCAGGUGCCCCCUAACGAAUCAAACACAAACAGCGAGGGAAGUUACACAAACGCCAGCACAAAUUCAACCAGUGUCACAUCAUCUACAGCCACAGUGGUAUCCUAACUACCGUCUUUUUGCUGGGACUUAAACUGACUUGAGUGUGGCAAAAAGUUAACAAAAAAGGAGAAAAAAUGAACAAUCGUUUGUGGUUUCUUGGGAAAACUUUUCAUACCAGGUGAUACUAUUCAAAAACCCCGUUGUCUCCCUGCAAGUGCUGAUUUGAAAUGCAGAAGCCACAGUAAAAAAAAAAAAAAAAAAAAGAAAAAAGAAAAAAAAAAAAAGAAAAAAAUCAAAAUGUAUAAAUAUUGGAAAUCAAGUUUUUCAGCUGUUUUGUUGGUUGGUUGGUUGGUUUUUGUUUGGUUUUGUUUAAAUGGGCAAGAAGUAAAUAAUGUGGCUGGAAUACAAGUUGAACAAACUAGAAGACACAAAUCUAACAUAGUUUUUAUGGACCAAGGAACUUGUAUAUUGUAUAAGCUUUAGUAAAAGGUACAUUUUCACCAUACCUUUUUUUAUAUCACGGUAUUAUAGUACACCUUGUUACCAAAUAGGUUGUUCUCUUCCCCACCCACCUUUGAGCUUUUGCUCUAAAAUACAUUCAGGUUCCAAGCCUGACCAUCCUUGUUUAAUCUAUCAUACUCUUCCAGGUUUUUUUUUUUUUGGUCUAAGGCUGGAACUUUUUUCUUUUUUUUUCAGCUGAAGUCUUAUGACUUUUCAUGAGUCAAAAUUGUUUGGAUUUCAGCAAGUCAAAUCUUGUAAAGGCCUGCAUAUUUUUUUUAAGAUUAUAUGAAGUCUGUGCAAAAGCUUUAAAAAAAUGCCUCUGCCUUGCCUGCAAUACAUGCAAUGUAUGUUAACUUAGUCUCUCUUCUCAGACACUGUUGGUAGUUAUUUCUGUGUUUUCCUUUUUUUUAAAAAAAAUAUGGACUUAUUGUGGUUAUCCAAGAGGUUCUAACAUUCACAUGCAAUUUGGUGUGGCCAUUUAGCUAUUAAUGAGUUAAUGGCGCAGAACUUGUUGAUAUUUGAAGUGUUCUCUCCCCUUUUCCCAUGACGUAAAUACAUAUGUGUGUUCCAGGAUUUGUUCAGGUUUUUCCCCGCUCCUAAUCUUGUACAUAACUUGUAUCAUGUGUAAGUUAAACAUUUUAUUUUGAACUUGGAAUGUUCCCAGUGAUUUCAUUCAGCAGGGUAUUUUCUGCCUUGUUGGCAAGUGACAAAAAAUAUGGGAAGUAUUUGCUACCAGUUGGUAGAUGGUGCCCUUAUGGUAGAAUGAGGAAAAUGUCAGCAAAAGCAUGUUUUAUUAUCUUUACUUUUUUGGGGGGUUGGAGGGGGUAGCCUAGCCAGAACAUCAUUGUAAUCUUAAAACAUAAGAUGCUUUUAUUAGAUGAUCAACUAAAAUAGCUGGAAGACCGUACUUUAGAAACAGAUAGUUGUAAGAUUAUAAAAUGCAAAUGUAACUUAUGUUUUCAUUUUUUUCUCUGCCUUUUUUGUUUGUUUGUUUUCUCUUUUCCAGUACUGAGCAUCUCCACAAAUGUCUCCUAACUCAGAAAAUGUUUCUUUUCUUUUCAGUUGAGAUUUGGUUGCAUUCAGGGUUGUAGGUUGGCCUUGCUUGCUAACCCCGCCGGUUUUACCAUGCUUUCAUUCCUGAACUUUGUUUAUGCCUUUGUUUGGUUUCUUCAAAAUUGCAGCAGACUCACUGGGCUACAUUUAGUACAGGAACCACGUGUGUGAUGUUAUACAACACAGUCUAGUAAUACAAUCAUCCCUCUUAGAGUAAAAACUACCUCUAGAUUGUGGUAAGCUUUUACUGUCCCAUAAAACAGGAGCCACAGUACCUUAUGAAUGCAAAACUGUAACUUCCUACAGUGUUUCCCUACAGAACAUUGUCUUUCUGGUGUCCUGGGCUGUUUUGAAAAAGUUUCCAUUAAUAGACUUUUUAGAAAUUAUUAUUAGUAGCAUUUUUUUUUCCAGCUUUGCUGUCUUCAUCACUCACUCUAUGCUCAGACUAUGCCACUGUAAAUAUUCUUCCUAACAUCUUUAAAUCGCCUUUUCCUCGGUUUUCAAGGGGAAGGUCAUUUAUAAAGCACGUUAGGUGGUUAAAUCAGUUAUUGCGGUUUUCUCUUACUGCAAGCCUUUUUAAUCACCCCCAGGCUGCAUUUUAUUCUAUAUCGCCUUUUUUCUUCAAAUCUGCUCCAGUCACUCACUUGUCUCUUAUAAGCUAAUCCUGCCUCACACCUUAAAUCUGUUUCAGUGAUCAAGGGCAGAACUCAUUGUGGCCUUAUCUUUCUUUGUUGUAACUGUUCACCGUCUCUUUCUUACAGACCACUUAUUUCUGAGUAGUAGUUAUUCCUCUCUAUGGAGUCAUGGCAGGAGUCAUUACACAGUGCUUUUGUUCAGAGCAUGGACAUGUUCCUAGUGCUGCUUUGCUUUAACGGCCACAAGUUUCCUCCACUUCCUAGGUUUGGUAUUUAGUUAAGGAAUCAUAUUAAAUUAACCAAUAACAAAAGAGAUACUUUUGAAGAACAAACUAUUCCUUACCCAUUUUUGUAGCUCAAAAAUACUUUUUUAAGUUCAUGACCUUAUUAAAAUGAACUUGUGCUUUUUUAACAAACGUUUAUGUUUUAUUUUGUUUCUUUCCGUAAGAUAAUUGAAAUAUUAUACUGUAAACCCUUUUCUUUUUUUGAAAAGUCCAAGAAUGUACUUAUACAGGCAUUUUUCCUCACCUAUUUUUGGCCAUUCUCAUACCACAGACUAAAGAGUGAAAUGAUUUGUCCAUUGUAGCUUAUUGUUUAUCAGUAGUUCUUUUGUCAGCUGCUUACAUUUUUUCUUUCAUGGUUUUGUGAAUCAUUUUCGGUAUGUAAUUUAUAGGAACCUUGUCCUCUGGUUAUAGUAGACUGUGUGCCCUCCUCCAGUGAUGGCAUUAUUAGACAUGCUGGUCAUUGACCCUCAGAAAGACUCUCUUAUUAGAAUGGUGAGUGCUUCAGUUAUAGUAUGUUUGAAUUUUUAAAAAAUUCUGUUUUAGAAAUGUAUCUUAUGCUCUCAUGACUCUAUGCAGUUUCUAAACAUACACAUAGAAGCUGAGUCUGAUCCAGUAUGUUUUUAUUUGUUCCAUUUAAUUUAUCACAUAGAUUGGGAAGGCAAGCUAAAAGCCUUAAAAAUCCCCUUUAUAUUUUGAGUGAUUUCAGCGUUGAACACUAGUAUACUAUCUAAAUUUGCUGCUCACUUUCUUUAAACUGUGGCAAUUAAAGGCAUGCUUAUACAUGACUUAAUCGUGAAAUGUUUGUCACUCUUACUGCACAGACUUAUCUGCAAUCAUAACUGGUUUUUUUGUUUUGUUUUAUUUUAUUGUUUUUAAUGAAACUGGUACCAUCUGUGCUUUCACGAAAAACUUCCAAUGCCAUUUUUGAGAACUAACCUAACUAGUCAUGCUAACCAGAAAAUCCACUGGGGAGGAGGUUCCUUUUGAAACAAAAUGCUGUUCAGUUAGUAACCAAGUUACUUUGAUUGCAAAAGCAGCUGUGUUUCUGAUGAGUACUGAACAAAUGUGUGUAAUUUUCUGUGCCAGACUUAUGACUUUGUUUUCAAGCACUGUAAUGUGGGAUGGAUGGUUAGAAACAAUAAUAUAUUAGGGUUUCUGUUUAACCCUUUCAGGACUGAACUGUAUCUCCUUUUGUUAAUUUUCCCCUGUGUUGUGAUAAAUGUUUGCCAGCAUUCAGUACUGUGUUGGUCCAGAUGUAGGUUUAUAUGCUCAUUUUUAGCUUAUUUCUUGUACCUUGCAGCAUGCUCUACGCAUUCAGUCCUUAAGGGGUUUAUUUUACAAACUGUGCGCCUGUAAGGUUUAUUAGCAAUAAGAUAGAAAAUUGAGCAAGUUUAUACCAUAAUUUUGUAGAAAAAAAGAAUCUGCUCAGUUCCAUAUUUCAUCCAUGAAAAACUUGCAAUACGAGCAGUUUCAAGGAAUAAAUAAAAAGGAAAUGUAAACCAUUGUAAAA
This is a messenger RNA of Gorilla gorilla gorilla (western lowland gorilla), 6740 nucleotides long. RefSeq names its product recombination signal binding protein for immunoglobulin kappa J region (gene RBPJ). The transcript is spliced from 11 exons. The coding region runs from base 1321 to 2823 and encodes 500 amino acids. The record is from RefSeq and is a predicted model, not a curated record. Gene Ontology annotation, cellular component: nucleus. Gene Ontology annotation, biological process: regulation of transcription by RNA polymerase II. Gene Ontology annotation, molecular function: RNA polymerase II cis-regulatory region sequence-specific DNA binding; DNA-binding transcription activator activity, RNA polymerase II-specific. Lineage: Eukaryota; Metazoa; Chordata; Mammalia; Primates; Hominidae.